AUGACUCUCGCUACAAUCGAACAACAGUACCGUACUAUACUGGGAAAUGCUGAAGAAAGGUUGAUGAUAAGGCAAUCUCAAUUUACAGAACGAUCAACAAAUAUCGAAUUCGGUCAUGUAAUUGAUUAUGCCGAUUACCGUCUUUAUAAAUUGAUACCCAAAGGUGGUUCCACUCGAGCUCAAACAUUUACAGUCAACAAAUGGCUUGAAGAGUACUUGCAAGAAUCAUUUGAAACACCUAAUCGAUCUUAUCCUAACGUUGUUCAAUUGUGUAGCACAACAAUGCUGGCUUUUUUCAUUCGAAAUACCACUAUUUCUGUGAAAAACAUCAAUGCUCUUCUUUUGGCUCGUCUAGAAGCAUAUGACAACUCAAAAUAUAUCUGUUAUAUCAGUGUUUUGAAAGAACAUCGCCAAAACGGUCUUGGCACAAAAUUAUUAAACGAACUUAUCAAAGACGCUAUUCGAGCAAAGAAUUCUCGAGUCUCAUUGCAUGUGAACACAGAGAACCAGAGUGCUAUGUCACUCUAUUUAAAAUGUGGUAUGCGAUGUAUUGACUACAUUCCUGGCUAUUAUUUUGGUGAUCAAACAUACGCAACUCAAAACGCUUUUACAAUGACUUUACAAAUAAAAAAUGUUAAAAAUACUACAGCAGUCUGUCAAUCUACAACUGCUGUUGAAAUCUCUUCACAAGAAGAAGCGUUUUACAAGCAAAAAUGUCCACGAGCAUAUAACGGAUGA
Messenger RNA from Rotaria sp. Silwood2, 738 nucleotides. The record is from the annotation of a GenBank genome assembly. Lineage: Eukaryota; Metazoa; Rotifera; Eurotatoria; Philodinida; Philodinidae.